UAGUAAGCCUGAUCACAUCCGGUGUAGAGGUUUGGCAUGUUUUUGUUUCUUCACAGUUUCAAUUUCAGUCUGAACCUUUUACCGCUUUUACCUCAUUAACCUCCAGCCGGCAUGUCUCGGGGGUCAAGCGCCGGCUUUGACCGCCACAUAACCAUCUUCUCUCCGGAGGGAAGACUCUACCAAGUCGAGUAUGCCUUCAAAGCCAUCAACCAGGGAGGACUGACCUCCGUGGCGGUCAGAGGGAAGGACUGUGUUGUGGUCGUCACACAAAAGAAAGUCCCUGACAAGCUGUUGGACGCCUUGACAGUCACACAUCUGUUCAGGAUUACAGACAACAUUGGCUGUGUUAUGACCGGCAUGACUGCCGACAGCAAGUCUCAGGUUCAGAGGGCGCGAUAUGAAGCAGCUAACUGGAUGUAUAAGUACGGCUAUGAGAUCCCCGUGGACAUGUUGUGCAAACGCAUGGCUGACAUCUCCCAAGUCUACACGCAGAACGCUGAGAUGAGGCCACUGGGCUGCUGUAUGAUAGUGAUCGGACUGGACGAGGAGUUGGGUCCACAGCUGUAUAAGUGUGAUCCAGCUGGCUACUACUGCGGCUUUAAGGCCACUGCAGCCGGAGUCAAACAAUCUGAGGCAACCAGCUUCUUAGAGAAGAAAGUCAAGAAGAAACAGGAUUGGACCUAUGAGGAGACCAUAGAGACGGCUAUCUCAUGUCUGUCAACCGUUCUGGCCAUCGACUUCAAGCCCUCGGAGCUGGAGGUGGGAGUUGUCACUACACAGGAAUCAAGAUUCAAGAUUCUGUCAGAGGCUGAGAUCGAUGCUCGCCUGGUGGCUUUGUCUGAGAGAGAGUGAGGAAAGUUGGCCGGCCAUUUUGCUGCCGUUGCGAUUACCCUGAAAAGGAUGAGGAACGGCAACACCAAAAAGAAAAAA
Molecule: messenger RNA, 930 nt
Organism: Larimichthys crocea (large yellow croaker)
Lineage: Eukaryota; Metazoa; Chordata; Actinopteri; Sciaenidae
Gene: psma6a
Product: proteasome 20S subunit alpha 6a
Exons: 7
Coding region: 112-852 (246 amino acids)
Biological process (GO): ubiquitin-dependent protein catabolic process
Cellular component (GO): proteasome core complex; proteasome core complex, alpha-subunit complex
Source: RefSeq, a predicted model, not a curated record